Messenger RNA from Emys orbicularis (European pond turtle), 1029 nucleotides. Its product is annotated as olfactory receptor 52R1-like. NCBI's taxonomy places the organism in Eukaryota, Metazoa, Chordata, Testudines, Emydidae. The coding region runs from base 1 to 1029 and encodes 342 amino acids. Gene Ontology annotation, cellular component: plasma membrane. Gene Ontology annotation, biological process: G protein-coupled receptor signaling pathway. The record is from RefSeq and is a predicted model, not a curated record. Gene Ontology annotation, molecular function: G protein-coupled receptor activity; olfactory receptor activity. The transcript has a single exon.
AUGUCAGAUUCCAACACAACCGACUUCACCAACCCCUCCACCUUCAUCCUGCUGGGCAUUCCUGGCCUGGAGGCAGCCCACGUCUGGAUCUCCAUCCCCUUCUGCGCCAUGUACAUCAUAGCCAUCUUGGGGAACUUCACCAUCCUGUCCAUCGUAAAGACGGAACCAAGCCUCCAUGGGCCCAUGUACUAUUUCCUCUGCAUGCUGGCCGUCACCGACCUGGUCCUGUCUACGUCCAUCCUGCCCAAAUCACUGAGCAUCUUCUGGUUCAAUUCCAGGGAAAUAGAUUUCAGUGCCUGCCUCACCCAGAUGUACUUCCUUCACUGCUUUUUAGUGAUGGAGUCUGGGAUCUUCGUGGCCAUGGCUUUGGAUCGUUACGUGGCCAUCUGCCAUCCCCUGAGACAUUCCACCAUCCUGACAAACCCCGUGGUGGCCAACAUCGGCCUAGCCGUGGUACUGCGUGGUGGCAUGAUCAUACUACCCUCUUUCCUCCUGGCAAGUCAGUGGCCAUAUUGCAGAACAAACAUCAUUCCCCACACGCACUGUGAACACAUGGCUGUGAUGAAGCUGGUCUGUGCUGACAUCCACGUCACUAGUUACUACGGCCUAUUUGUACUAUUCUUUGUGACCGGUGUGGAUGUGUUUUUUAUCGCUGUGUCCUAUAUCCAGAUCCUCAGGGCCAUCUUCAGCCUCCCCACAAAGGACGCCCGGCUCAAGACUUUUGGGACCUGCGGCUCCCACCUCUGCGCCAUCUUAGCCUUUUACAUGCCAGCUCUCUUCUCCUUCCUCACGUACCGUUUUGGCCACAAUGUGCCCCUACAUUUCCACGUUCUCAUUGGCAAUGUGUACCUCCUGGUGCCCCCCAUGUUAAACCCCAUCAUCUAUGGGGUGAGGACCAAACAGAUCCGGGACAGGCUUCUCCGGCUCAUUACUCAUAAAGGGACUAAGUUUUUCUCUUGGUGCUCUGGCUCUCAGACCAAGUUCCAUGCAGAUCUGGGUGGUGACUUGGUCCUGGGCCCUCUUCCCUGA